This is a messenger RNA of Dentiscutata heterogama, 315 nucleotides long. The record is from the annotation of a GenBank genome assembly. Lineage: Eukaryota; Fungi; Glomeromycota; Glomeromycetes; Diversisporales; Gigasporaceae.
AUGAUUGAAGUGGCUAAAGAAGUUAAUAAUUGGGAUACUGAAUACACAAAUAAAGCAGAUAAUAUCAAUACUGAAUACACAAAUAAAGCAGAUAAUAUUGAUACUAAAUAUACAAAUAAAGCUAAUAAUGUUUAUACUGAAUACACAAACAAAGCUUAUAAUAUUAAUACUGAAUACACAAGUAAAGCUUAUAAUAUUGAUACUGAAAACACAAAAGAAGAUAAUGUUAAUUUACCAAUAUUCUCCAAAGAGAUUACAAGUUCUGAUUUGUUUGUUGGCAAGAUUUUUAUAACAUGGGAAUUAUGUGAUUUAUUU